Messenger RNA from Pichia membranifaciens NRRL Y-2026, 3168 nucleotides. RefSeq lists its product as hypothetical. Bases 1 to 3168 code for a protein of 1055 amino acids. Gene Ontology annotation, biological process: cytoskeleton organization. The record is from RefSeq and is a predicted model, not a curated record. Gene Ontology annotation, cellular component: cytosol. The transcript has a single exon. NCBI's taxonomy places the organism in Eukaryota, Fungi, Ascomycota, Pichiomycetes, Pichiales, Pichiaceae.
AUGGAAAGACGCCCACAUGACAGUGGUUCUGAAGAAGAAGGGCCGUACGUGUUCCCUGACGAGGCGUUUGGCGCACAAGAGGAGAACGAAGAUGCGUACUCGGUGUUACCUUCGUUCGAUCCUGAGACACAUGCUGUUCCAGAGGAGCCUGGUGCUGCAAAGGAGGAUGCAUUUGAUGAUUACGCCUACGGAGAGGGGAAUGGCGGAAUCUCCGAAGCUGGGAUGGAAGAAAAUAUGCCGCCGGUUGGCAGUGACGACGUGGAGUUCGGCAUUGCAGGUGGACCCGAAGGUGAAGGGGAUGAGUUUCCUGAUACAUUGAUCGAUAAGGACGAAAUGGUCGAGACUUCAGACGACCAAGAUAUACUUGGCUCUCCGCACUCGAGUUUCUCGUAUGACGACACGCUGAGCGAGCAUGAGAUUGACGGGUUGACCAACUAUAAUAUAAUUCUUGAGUAUCCUCAGUUGACUUUUGAAAACGUGCAAUUACUACCCUUUGUUGAAGAGUUGAACGAUUGGUUCAGUUACAAAGACUUGAAGCAUCUGAAAACAAUAUCUCAGAUAGCUGUCAACAUAUCUGUCGACGACCUACCGUCGAUAAGAGAUAAUCUAUGCAGUUUUUUCGAUGAUGGGAACCUCAAAGACAACUCGUAUGGAAAGGUUCUUGAGUCUUUGUUGCAUCUAUCGUACAUUGCCAUGGGUUGUUUCAACAACGCGUCUAGUCAGCUGGACAUGAAAAAUCACAUAUUUGAGAAUGUGGUCCAUAUCAUCAAUUGCGAAGGAUUGAUACCAAUUGUGGUUGAUAUCGUGCUAUUCAACGCCAUCCAGUUGACGGACUGCGCUAAUUUAGAGUCCAAGGUCAGUUUCAUCAAACAGAAAUUGCUAUCCAGCCAGUUCUUUUUUGCGCUGACUGUUCUAUACAUUGUUGUGUUGUCUUUCAAUUCUGAAGAGUUGAAUGAGUACAAUAAGAAGACAGCGUUGUCGGAUAUUUUUGCAGAAAAGAAUAUAAUGGUCGUAAUCCUCAAGGCCAUUGACAGAUGGAAAUGGAUCUCCAGCAAUUGUGAGAAUGACGACCCCACGUUAGUUGUAGAAUCGAUGAAUUCCAAGGCCAACGAUAGUGAAAAGAGGCAGGUCCUGGUAAUUACACAGUUCAAGAUUCGAAACGUUUUGAGUUUUUUCAACAACCUCAUUAUCUUUCAGUUUGGGGACUUGAAUCAUAUUGAAUCAACCAAAGACUUCCUCAAAUAUAAAUUUAAGACCUCCAAAACAAAAGAAAAAAGUACUGACGACAAGAGUCAAGCUAAAAACGCAAACAGAACUAACGGCGCUGACGCUAAGCAAAAAGAGGAUGUUGAUUCGUCCACUAAAAGCGAAAAUGAAGUCGACGAUAUGUCCUAUACGAUUUCUUCCCUUGAUUACGAAUACUACGUUAAUGAACUAAUGUCUCGCUAUCCAACUUACUCUCCGCCAAAAUAUGAGAUUUCAGAAAUCUUGGAAAUGAUGAUCAAGAAUGAAGGCAGAGAUCGGAUUUCCGACCUGAUUAAUGUGGACUCGCUUCUUAUUAACCAACACCAACACUUGAAAAAUAGCAAGCACAGCAUGGCUGGUUUUGCUAACGAGCCGCCGGACGUCCACAUAGCUACCCCGAUGCCCUCACCAACUCUUACUCCCCAACAUACUGGUAAUACAAGAAACUACUCCAACAUUUCUGAAUUCGAGCACACUUCUAAUGAAAUAAAAAAGAAGCUGUAUAUCACACAAUCAAACUUUCCUAAUAUAUACCCAUCUGAUGACAGUGUUCCUGCGAGUAUCAGGCACGCAACAAGCAUUUUUUUCCACCAUAUCAAAGAUAAUGCCAACACUCAACAAUUUGUUUCCGUCUUUGAGGAAUUUAUAAAAAAAGAAAAUGGCUACCCUCCAAAGAAGGAAGAUAAACAGGCUAAUUAUGUGUACACGAAGAAAGACAUCAAUGAGAACCCGAUGUUUGAGGAUGAGAUACGCAGUUUGAUAAACGUCGAAAAUUUCUACAAACAAGGUAUACCAUACUUCAAUUCAUUGAUUUUCAUCAUCCUGAAACUGCUAAUUUCAAAUACUAUUCCUACUCAGCAGAGUACUGAGAGUGGUAAGACCAGACAGAGGACGCCAUACACAUCGAAGAACAGUGAAGAUGAGAAACCGUAUCUCAGCGAGAAAUUGAGCACGUUUGGAAAGCAAAAACUAGAGAUCAAUAGAAUGAAAGAAACCAUGUUAAAAUCAUCGUCAUCCAUUUUGCUCAUGUUACAGAAAUGGUUCAAAUUGUCGCAUGUUUUGAAAUUCGAAUUCUUUACUACUCUACUAUUCGAUCAAGAAUUUUUGAUCUAUUUGUUCAGAUACUUGGACAGUAACAAGAUCCAAGCUCAUGCUGGAAAAGAUUUUGACAUCAAAGAAACCAAAAGUUUAAUCAAUAACCGAAUCGUGUAUUGCGACUACAAUGUACUAUACUACCUCGAGGACUACAAUUUCUUUUUCAAGUGUCUAACGCUCUCCAAAAACCCCAACAAAGAGUAUGAGAAAGUUGAUGAGCUGGCUGAUUUCAACUCCAUCUUUGAGAAUGUAGAAAACAGUGAAGCCAUGAACCCGCUCUCCUUCAUACUACCGUUUGUUCCACACAAUCGCGUAUUCACCAUAGUGAACCCAAACCAACGGUGCUGCAUAUUGAUGGCCAACUUGCUGCAAUCAAUGUAUUAUACAAUAAGCCAGUUCAAAAUUCAGAGAAUCUACAAGCUUAUUGGCGUGAGACCUACCGAGAUCUUGAGGUUUUACCUCACCCUUCACAACAAGCUUUUUUACCUUCCUAUUUUGAAAACGAUAAAGCUGUUGUCCCCAUUCAUAGGCAAGAAAUGGAGAGCUAACAACAUGGACUUGAUCUCAUUUGUGUACUUGUUUCAUAAAAUUGGAUUGAAAGACCCGUGGUUGAACAACUUCUUCAAUGUCGGUAUUGAAGAAAAUACGAAACGAGGGUUUGACAACGAGGUGUCGUUGAGGUCAAUGAUCAAGUUUUACAACUAUGAGUACUACGGGGACGAGUUGUCUAAGCACGGCUUCUCGAAAGACUGCGUGGAGUUCAUGGAUGAGGUCGAAAAGCUCAACGGUGACUUCUUUGCCAAAGAAUGCUUCGAUCUGGGUGUAUAG